AUGUCGGAAGCACAGCCCUCAGAAUCCUGUCUCACAUGGGUUCAGUAUGGGCAAAAGUGCUCCCCCUUGGCGCCCUGUCGCAACUGUAGGCGGGAUCUGGAUUCGUACCAUGCGGUCGCGACGACGAGCCCCGAUAGCUCCGACUACUAUCGUGACCUCCUGGGUGACUUGUUUACCCUGAUCCAGUCUCGCGAUCCCACUCGCACGGAGGAGUUGCUGCAGAUGAUUCGUGAUCGAGCGAGCUUUCAGCAGGUCCGCGCGUACCUCGACCAGGCCCUCACUGUCAGUCAUCCACCCGAGCAACCGGACGGAGCCUCGCAAGUGCUGCAGAAGCUGCAGCAUGGCUACGAGGUCGAGAGCGGCGCUCCGCCAUUUCGCCCAAAGGUCAUGGAUGUGCAUUAUCUCUGCGACUUUGCGCCGUACAAGGUGCCUGCGCUGCCGUGGACCACUGCGACAAACGACGACGCUCUAGUGUCGCAUCUGGUCUCGCUGUACUUUGCGUGGGAUUAUCCGUUCUACGCCUUUAUCGACUGCGACAUCUUUCUUGCCCAUAUGGCAAAGGGCGAUCCGUUUUCCGACUUUUGUAGUCCGUUUCUUGUCAAUGCCCUGCUUGCCCAGGCUUGCCACUACUCUCAAUACUCCGAGGCGUACACUGUACCAGGAGACGUCAAAACAAAAGGCACCGACUUUCUCGCAGAAGCCGAACGCUAUCUCGAAAACAGUCGGUACCAAAAAGGCUCCGUCGUGCGGUUAGCUUCACUGCAAGCAACAAUUAUCCUAUAUGAAAUGUACUCCAUGGCCGGCAUCGACGACUACGGGUACAUGAUGCUCAACCAAGCGCUGGAGAUGGCCGAGGCGCUCGGAAUCAUCAACAAUCCCAGCCUCGAUGUCGAAAAGCUGGGAUUCUCCGAUGAGAUGCUGAGGUCCCUGCAACGGACGGCUUGGGGCUUGUUCCAGAUAGACACGAUAGUCCACGCCAACUUUCUACGACCCAGUCGAGUCACUGAAGUCAGCCUCGACCGCACCGAUCGCAACACCUCCGACUCGACGGAUCUCUGGAUCCCGUACCCCAUCGACCGGCGACCGCGGCCAUCGUGGCUAAGCCAAUGUUUCGACGACGCCUGCGACCUCUCCUUCAUCGCCCGCGACAUCUCGCGCGUGCUCGGCGCCGGCGCAAAACGCGACGCGAACAUCCCCGAACGCAAAGAAGACUUCUACAACCAGCUCUGGCAAUGGAAAGCCAAUCUCCCCGCUACCUUCGACCCAGCGCGCAAGCCCGCCGCACACAUCAUCGUCCUGCAGAUGCGGUACCACGCGCUCUUGAUAAAUCUGUACUGCGACUCGUUUACGAAUGAACAACCCUUCAAAUCCCAACCCGGGCAUAGGCGACACACGGAUCCGACCGAGUUACGGGCCCUCAAGGCGGCGCUUACAUCCGCCCGCGAAAUCAGUGCGCUAGCUCAACUGCACAGAGACGAGUACGGCGUCGACCGCGCGCACCAGUUCGCCAUGUACGCCGUCAUGCUUGCGCUCUUUGCCUUCCUCGAACAACCUGUUUUCAACGUGCUGGACCACGACUUUUGCUCGCUGACCAGCACGUUCUCAAUCAUUGCGCGACGAUCCCAUGUCGGGGUAAAGAUCUUCCAGAUCUUCCGACACUCCGUCCGCUCGCGACUCCGUGCCGAUCGUGGCGAUCACCGAGCGGGCAUGCGCGAUAUCGCGAACCUCCCGGCCGGGUUAAAGGAGCUUUUCCUGGAUGACGCCGAGGCGAUAGUACCAGCGCACCGCGAGGGGUACACGGAGAACCCGGACAAACUCACCGAUGAGGAAGCUGGUGUUGGACAGGAGUAUACGGCGUCGGGGAUAGGCGAUAUGCUUGCCAUGUAUGAGAAGCUGAGUGUAGGCAAGGAGUCGGAUUUUGAGGGGCGGCACCGCUCCGCGGAUGGGUUUCGGUUUUCGCCGUCGCCGCCGCGAUGA
Molecule: messenger RNA, 1977 nt
Organism: Aspergillus calidoustus
Lineage: Eukaryota; Fungi; Ascomycota; Eurotiomycetes; Eurotiales; Aspergillaceae
Source: the annotation of a GenBank genome assembly